AUGUCGUCUAUUGUGAUCUCAUCCUUUAACGCCCGGGGAAUGAACGAGCCUUGCAAGCGGUCCCAAAUCCUGGCCCUUUUACAGAGGGAUAAAGUGUCUAUAGCAUUCUUCCAAGAAACCCAUUUCAAAGAGGGGAAAGGAGACAUUUGGAGAACCCAAGACCCCAAAAACCCAAAAGUUUUGCAGGUUGUGACCAGUUCUCCAGGAGUUAUGCAGAACAUCAGGAGCUUCUGCUUCCUUCCUCCCACCCUCCUCAUUCACUGUCUCAUGCUCCCCCUUGCUGGACUCUUACAGGUUGCUCACGCUGAACUCCAGAAGACAUGUUCAAGGUCCACGAUGGAAAAUCCUCCCAGUGGUUGUCAGCAAGUGUGCCAGUGCAGACCCCCUCCGUUACUGCCUCCGCCUCCCCCUCCACCGCCACCGCCAAGACUCCCGGCCCCCAUUAAGAUCCCACAGUGCUGCGUGGAAGAGACCUGGUGGCAUUUCCUGCUCAUCAUCCUGGCAGCCGUCAUCCUCUUCCUAGUGGUUAUUAUGUGCUACAAAGCAAUAAAAAGGAAACCACUCCAUAAAGAUGAGAAUGGUACAACCCGGGCUUCUGAAUAUGCAAUGACCCUCGAAACAGCCUAGACGCAAAGUACCAAGUAUCGUGGCCACACAACCCCCCUCCUCCUGUGCACCCUUAAUUAGGUGUUGAACUUUUGCUUUGGAGGGGGAGAAGAAAACAAAAGUUUAGUCCAGAGGGAAUCUGGCAUAGAAAUGAUCAGCUCUGGCUUGUGUGGAGCGAGGACGUGGAGCAUAUAAACUGUCAACCUGUGUUUUGGAACGAGUACCUCAAUGGCACCCUGACUGCAUGAGUCCGCUCCCUAUACUGACUGCCCAGACAUGGCUCUGGAACUGGCAGAGAGAGGUCCAACACGAGGUGGAGAGCAUCAUCUGCAUGCACAGGAUUUCCAAUACCCUGGAAUACAAACCUUAUUUUAUUUUAUUAUAGGACGGGCCCUAAAUGUAAAAAAAAAAAAAAAAAUAUCCACAGAAUUGCAUGCACUUAAUAUUAAGGGAACACAGCAGCAGUGUCACUACUAUGCAAUAACCCGAGGCUAGCGUCUUGAAGGCGAGAACCUAAGAAAGGGGCAACACAUUAUCUCAUAAUGGGGAAAGAUAUAAGUUAAUGCUGUUAAUGCUGUGCAGGAAGGAAGUGCCAGACAAGCGCUUUCCCAGAAGAAAUUGCCUUCCACUGACCCAGUCCCAUAACCAGUUUGGGUUACAUGUAACAGAAUUGGCGGUUCUUACGCAUGGUGCAUGCACAGUGGAUACAAAGUCACGAUUAGUAACAUUCUAAGGUUCUUGUCUGGCACUACCCGCCUUAUUCCUAUAAAGAAAUGCACAAAAAUUUCCAAAGGGAGCCUGACCUGAUGAUGAUGAGGAAAUGAUACAUAUUCACAGAUGGACUGACUUGCCACAGGAUGGGUUCAUGAAUUGGCACUCAAUCGGUUAAGGUUCCCCACUGAAGUUUCUUGGUGCUUUGAAAAACGCAGUUUACGUCAAACGUCAUUUCGCUUAUUUGAUUCCACGACCAGAGAGGAGAAAGCAUAGAUACUGCCCCGAUAUGUAAGGGUUAAUAUAAGGGCUAGCGCCCAAUCAGAUGUUGACUUUAAAUUUGGCGAAAAUUACUCCCAAAUACUAAUGAUCCUCGUUGGGUUCUAUGCGCCAGAUUUUAACAAAAAUGGUUCUCCCCUGUAGUAUGAUAGUAAAUCCACAGCGUUGAUGACCUGGGCCCACGUUCACCUCUGUAAGGGUGGAAUUAGGGUGGAAUCCCAAUUUUCCAUCAGAUUCGUUCUUCGUGGGCUGUCCCAUUGUGUCCAUGGUCAUGUUACAGGUUUAUGGGAUGAGUCAAAAGUCAGGAAUCGCCCCACAUAGCUAUGGGCCUCUAGUGGUCUCCAUGUUGGUCCCAUGGGUCAUAGAAAGGGGGCCCUUCUGCCCUGAGUGGCAAAACCGAACACCAUAAUGGGGCCCCAUCUCCAUCAGUCCCAAAUUUACAUAAAUUGUUCUGAAUUUUCAGAGACUAUCCCAGUAAAUUCGGCUUGUCCCAGCACCAAAAUGGAUGAGGUUUAGGUAAACCCCACCCAAAAGUGGGUCUUCCCGGGUAGGUUU
Messenger RNA from Bufo bufo (common toad), 2151 nucleotides. It is a transcript of the gene PRIMA1, whose product is annotated as proline rich membrane anchor 1. The record is from RefSeq and is a predicted model, not a curated record. Lineage: Eukaryota; Metazoa; Chordata; Amphibia; Anura; Bufonidae. The transcript is spliced from 6 exons. The coding region runs from base 1 to 627 and encodes 208 amino acids.